AUGGCCAACGUUAGGUUUUGCAUGGGUCUCCGCGAGUCGGAAAGGGGAACCGAGAGCACACACUGCCUGUGCCAAAUAGCAUCAUCGACUGGAGGGACACGUCCACUGUGCGAGUUCAGGCAGACACAUGGUGGCCGUGGCGAUCCAAUCUGGGGGCAGAGAACCAACAUCUCGGCUUCCCGUUCCUGCGUAGGUUAUUCUCCGGGCGCCUCGAUCGCUCAUGGGAAGCUGACAUUGGCAGAUGGCGGAUCCGACCAAGCGCUGUGGCGGUGGGUGGGGUCUGAUGCUGCUGGACACGAGCGAGCACGCCAGCCGAACUCGUCUUUAGCGAGCCAAUCUAGUUUGCCAGACUUUCCCUUAGCGUCGGACCAGAAGCUAUCCAGAUUCAUGUUGAUUUUGACCCCCGACCUAUCCAACGGCCUGUUCCGAGGGGUUCUAGUUCACACCUCCUCACCUGAAGAUAUUGGCAUUGGACUAUCCGCUCUCUCUGAAAACUUGCAAGUUUUGGCAUCUGCAGAUGCUGCAGUGACAUUCCCAGGGGCUAUUGCAUUUGCUAUUCACUUGACAACCGGGUUUUGCGACAAACAAUUCUCCCCUUCUAUAGUUAGACCUUCUGUUGUCAAUGACUUAGCAUGUCUCCUUCCUGCUACUCACUUCUUGGUCUUUCCUGCAGGAAAUGCCAGCCAUGUUUGCAAUUCGAUUAGACUGAGCUUGGAGGGUACUUUUGGCUCUGGGAAACUGAUAAGACCGCGGUCGGAACCUGGCUUGCUAAGAGUUCUAUCAGAGACAUUUAGAUCCAGAGAAUUGUUCUUCCUGGCCGAUGCUGUGUAG
Molecule: messenger RNA, 831 nt
Organism: Aspergillus niger
Lineage: Eukaryota; Fungi; Ascomycota; Eurotiomycetes; Eurotiales; Aspergillaceae
Exons: 6
Coding region: 1-831 (276 amino acids)
Source: RefSeq, a predicted model, not a curated record